UUCAAGCGUCUGUUCGCAUCGAUUUGCUCACACAUGUGAGCGGUGGCACAGCAUAAUAUUUAGGAGAUGUACUUACUCUAAAAGUAUUGAAGCUGAUACAGAGAACAUGGGCAAACGGAAAUUCAAGAAAAGUGUUGAAGGAUCUCUUGCUGAAAGAAGGAGACGUAUACAGCAGGCGAAAAGAGAAGUGGCACAUGAAUCGAAAGGGAAAUCUCCAAAAUACAGUGUUGAACAACUUUUGGAGAAGGCAGAAGAUUGUAUCGAUAGAUUUGAAUAUGAACUUGCCCAAAAAUUCUGUCAGAGAGCUCUGGAGAUGGAGCCAGAUAGCAUUCUGGCCCUGGAAACAACGGGAUCUCUUUUGUUAGAGCUUGGAAAUCAGGAGGCAGCCAAACAGUGUUUUGGUCGAGCUGUGGAGGUUAGUCCUAACCAAGGCCACUCCAAAUACAUGUACCUGGGACAGUUGUUUGAAGGUGCGCAGGCUGUGCAAUGCUUCCAGAAGGGAAUAGAAUUGAUGAUGAAGGAAUACGAGGCAAAGCAAGCAACAGAGUUGGCAGCUGCAUGUGGAGGUGGACCAAGAGACGGGGUUUCCUGUGAGGAGAUUUGCAAUGCCUAUUUGUCUCUGGCCGAGCUCUACAUGACAGACUGCUGCAUGGAGGAGGAUGCAGACGUUAGAUGCGAACAGUACAUAAACCAUGCUCUAGGAAUAGAUAGCGAGAAUGCUGAGGCCUAUCAGAUGAUGGCCAGCUUCCAUCUCUCUAAAGAGAAUGAAGAGAUGGCUGCAGAGAUGAUCAAAAAGAGUGUGUCAUUAUGGUUACCCAAAUAUAAAGCAGCUGACAAAGGAGAAGUGCCUGAUGAGGAGUUUAACCCACUCGAGUUAACUCCUCUGAGUUAUGAUACAAGGAUAGCGUCAGCCAAAAUUUUAACUGAAGUAAAACAAUAUGAGACAGCUGUGGAUGUACUGGAAGGUUUACUUGAUGAGAAUGAUGAAGUUCCUCAAGUCUGGUAUAUGAUUGGCUGGGCCAACUACCUACAGGGCUCAGACUUCAAGGAGAAUGCUCGUUACUACCUACAUCAGGCUAAACAGGUGUAUGAAAAGAUUAAAUGUGAUGAUCCAGAACUUCUGAAACAUGUUGAGGAGCUCAUGGAGGAGAUUGGCCCAGGUGAGGAAGAAGAGGAGGAGGAUAAGGAUGCUGCUGAUGAGGAUGUGAAUGAACUAGAUAGUGACAGUGAUGAAGAGAUAGACAGUAAAACAAACGGGGAAGCAAUGGAGCACUGAUGUUAUUUAUAAUCAAUAAAUACUUUAUGUUCAAA
Pecten maximus is the source of this 1311-nucleotide messenger RNA. RefSeq names its product probable assembly chaperone of rpl4. Bases 107 to 1276 code for a protein of 389 amino acids. The record is from RefSeq and is a predicted model, not a curated record. The transcript has 11 exons. Gene Ontology annotation, molecular function: protein binding. Lineage: Eukaryota; Metazoa; Mollusca; Bivalvia; Pectinida; Pectinidae. Gene Ontology annotation, biological process: cell division.